AUGAUUAAAUGGCGAAUGUGGUCCUUCGGCAUUGCUGUUUUCCUUGGAGCUAUUUCAGAAGUUGCAGGCUAUGUUGGUCGCAUUCUACUGCAUAAGAAUGCCUAUUCUUCCACCGGAUUCGAAACUCAGAUUUGCACCUUGACAAUGGCACCCGCUUUCUGGUCAGCGGCCAUCUAUCUGACCCUGAAGCACGAGGUGAAUGUUCUUGGAACGAAAUUCUCUCCGCUGAAGCCCAAAUGGUACCCUUUCAUUUUCGUGAGCUGUGAUCUUAUUUCACUAUCACUCCAGGGAGCUGGAGGUGGCCUAGCAGCUACCGCUACCACAAGCCAAGGGAGUGCAACCGGCAGCGAUGUUAUGCUCGCAGGCAUCGUUUGGCAAGUUAUCACCUUGACUGUCUUCGGUCUCCUUUCUUGUCAAUUCUUCCUUCUGGUUAAGGGAACACCAAAGUACCAGCUCUCUGUCGAUGCACAGAAGCUUUGGGAGGAUCGGAAGUUCUGGUUCUUCUGGUGGGGAGUUGUACUGGCUUUUACCACCACUUAUGUUCGCUGUGUUUAUCGAAUUGCCGAGAUGGCCGGAGGCUGGAGAAACAAAAUCAUGCAAGACGAGACUGGGUUCAUCAUUUUCGAGUCUGUGUGA
Molecule: messenger RNA, 636 nt
Organism: Penicillium angulare
Lineage: Eukaryota; Fungi; Ascomycota; Eurotiomycetes; Eurotiales; Aspergillaceae
Product: RTA1 domain-containing protein
Exons: 3
Coding region: 1-636 (211 amino acids)
Cellular component (GO): plasma membrane; fungal-type vacuole
Source: RefSeq, a predicted model, not a curated record